Cyphellophora attinorum is the source of this 975-nucleotide messenger RNA. RefSeq lists its product as uncharacterized. Lineage: Eukaryota; Fungi; Ascomycota; Eurotiomycetes; Chaetothyriales; Cyphellophoraceae. The coding region runs from base 1 to 975 and encodes 324 amino acids. The transcript is spliced from 2 exons. The record is from RefSeq and is a predicted model, not a curated record.
AUGAUCUCAUCUAUCGGCACCAUGUUGAUCCUCCUUGCCCUCGUGGCUCAACUGUCCUUCGCUUCCACUGUGCCUACGACUCACUCUUUCUUCAAGGACCUCGGACGCCGCGACAUCGAUCUUCCCUCCUACGUCACCGGCGCGCUUUCAGCAGUGCGCUCGGAUGCCGGCAUCGGUUCACGGCAGUUAACAUGGAGCCCAGCCCUGGUGCGGCGCGCUCAAGACUCUGCAAACCAGUGCAACGGCGAUGCACCUGUCGGCACUGGCAUUCAAGGCACAGUCUAUGAAGCUGUCAACGACCUACAAUUCAACUCAGACUAUGAGACCAAGGCGGCUCUCGUCAAUUGGAUCCUCGAGGGCAUGCAGGACGACAGUGGUGAUCACCCUGAUGCUGACAGCAUUAAGAACCCCGAUAAAAAAUUCUUGGGCUGCGCUUGGAGUCAAAAUUGCGGAAACGAUCACUACUUCAAGUGUGCGCUCGCUGCUACUGAUAGUCUCGUUCGUAUAAAGCGAGCUCCAACCUCGACGGUCGCUCGAAAGACAUCGAAAUCAGAAGAAUGGGAAGUGAGCGAGAUCGACCUGCGCGACCUCGUUCUCGAUCGGCGUCAAGUCCAGUUCGAUGCGCACCCCAUUGCCGGUAGCUUGCUGAACGAGUUCCGCGCGGAGAACCAGCUCCAGUGGCUUGGGUACAGCACGCCGAUGAUCUAUGAUGCUUACCAUGAUGCCAACACUUGCAAGGAGAACAUCAUCACCGAUGAGCUUUACUUCCGCGUCUAUCAUGUCGCCGCCAACUACUCAAUCAUGACCGAGUCCAUCGUCAAGUUUUGGAACUACGUCGUCCCGGACUUCGCGUAUCCAGUCCUCAAGAACCCUGACUACCGCUCCUACGGCUGCAGCUGGUCAGACUGGUGCGCGAACAAUACUUUGAUCUUCCGAUGCAAGUUCAGUAGGGACGAGACUCACGGCGCGGUCUAG